Molecule: messenger RNA, 732 nt
Organism: Brugia pahangi
Lineage: Eukaryota; Metazoa; Nematoda; Chromadorea; Rhabditida; Onchocercidae
Source: the annotation of a GenBank genome assembly
AUGAUAAAAUUAUUGAAUUACAGAUUAAAUGCACCAUUCUUUUCAACAGAUAUUUGUAAAGCAAUAUUUCGGAAUCUUACUUAUCCUAAAUCACUGCUACUUGUACCUUUGACACUUUUUAGUGGUGUUGAACAAGCAUUUGUUGUAGGCCUCUAUACAAAAGCUUACAUUGGUUGUGGCCUUGGUAUUGGCCAAAUUGGAUUCGUAAUGACAGGAUUUGGUGUAGCAGAUGCUGUUUGUAGCCUAGUUUUUGGGCCAUUAAUGAAAUUAUUUGGACGAAUGCCUUUAUUUGUUUUUGGUGCUGUUAUCAGUAUGCUUAUUUGGCCUUUAAAUCCUGGUGAUACAUCAUUAUUCUAUGCUAUUGUUGGUGUUUUAGGCAUGGCUGAUGGUGUCUGGAAUACUCAGAUUAGUGGAUUAUGGAUAGCACUAUCAUCUAGUCAUCUUGAAGCUGCAUUUGCUAAUUAUCGAUUCUGGGAAUCAACCGGUUUUGGUUUAGGACUUAUCCUGAUCCGUUUUACAAAUAUCACACAAUUUUUACUUAUUUCAUUAGGAAUGCUAUUGAUUGGAAUGCUCUGUUAUUUGAGUAUCGAAUUUUAUGAUAAUAUCAGUCUAUAUGGUAGACGAAUUGUUGAUAUAUGCCAAAUUAGACGUAAAAAUCAAAUUGGCAAUAAACCGCUUUCAUCAAUGGAAACAUCAUUAAUUAGUGCGACAAGUGCGCCAGAAAAAGUAUGA